Mesocestoides corti is the source of this 744-nucleotide messenger RNA. Lineage: Eukaryota; Metazoa; Platyhelminthes; Cestoda; Cyclophyllidea; Mesocestoididae. The record is from the annotation of a GenBank genome assembly.
AUGGUAGCCGAUUUAGAAGAGUUUUCUGAUUUCGUUGAUCAGGUUGAUAAGUGGCUUGAUGACCUGGCUAACGCCUCCGGGGAUGAUGCUCGCAUCAGGGUUUUGCUAAAUUCGACAAAAAUGUGCACAGCUGAUGAUUAUUUGAUUUUCAUGCGUCUUAUCAAGAAGGAUUUGUGUAUUAACGCUGGCUCGAAACAAAUAUUGGAUGCACUUGGUCCCGGUGCCUAUGCUGCUUUUCAGGCAUCUCACGACCUCGAGGCUGUUGUCGAUAACGUACGGAAUGCCCGUGAAGUUGGGAAACGCAAGCUUACCACCGGGAAUCUCUCCGUCGGCAUUAAAUUAAUGACCCCAAUAAAGCCCAUGCUUGCAGAACCUGGUCGUUCAGUCGACACGGUCAUUGCCAAAGGCUCAGCCGCGGGUGGAAUGCUCGUUGAAAUCAAAUACGACGGGGAACGCGUUCAGGUCCACAAGCAGGGUAAUAAGUUCGCCUACUUCUCUCGCAGUUUGAGACCUGUGCAGCUGCAAAAGGUGGAACAUUUGAAAGAGUUUAUCCCAAAGGCUUUCCCUGGAGCGGUGGACUUAAUAAUCGACUCCGAAGUUCUCCUUUUGGACGUCAACACGCAAAAGCCUUUGCCCUUCGGAACUCUCGGUGUUCACAAGAGGAAUGCGUUUAAAGAUGCCACUGUAUGUCUCUUUGUAUUUGACUGUCUCUACAUCAAUGGAAGAAGCCUUCUCCUUGAGUGA